Messenger RNA from Rotaria sordida, 438 nucleotides. Lineage: Eukaryota; Metazoa; Rotifera; Eurotatoria; Philodinida; Philodinidae. The record is from the annotation of a GenBank genome assembly.
AUGUUUCGACUUCAACAAUCAACAAAAACUUCUCCAAAUAUUUGUUCAUCUCUACAAAAAAUACAUUCAACACCAAUGCGUCUUUGGAUUUCAAAUAUUCCAUAUUAUUGGUCAACAAUUGAACUUGAAAAAAUAUUUUCAACAUUUGGUCGAGUCUAUGAUAUUGAAAUACCAUUAAAAAAUGGUCAAUCAAGAGGUUAUGGAUUUGUAACAUUUGAAAAACAAAGUGAUGCUAUUCAAGCAAUUCAAUCAAUGGAUGGACAAAUCAUCAAUGGUCGUAGUAUGCAAGUAUAUCAAGCACAUGUAAAACAAAAAUCUUUAUUGAAAUCUUAUUUUCUUAUUCAAUCAUUUGAUCGUUCAUUAUUUGGUAGAUGUUAUUGUUGUAAAUCAAAUUCAAUAAAUCGAAUUAACUAUGCAGAAGGACAUCAAUAUCAAUGA